UUACGACCUAUGUCAAAAGCGAUUACAAGAUGCAAGCAUUCGAAUUUACAAUUCGUGGUGUUACAGUAAGCUUCCCACACAAGCCCUAUGGUUGCCAAAUGUCAAUGAUGACGAGAGUUAUCGAAUCAUUGGAAAACAAACAGAAUUGUCUUUUGGAAUCACCUACUGGCACGGGAAAAACUCUUUCUUUAUUGUGUGCCUCUCUAGGUUGGCUGGAGAAGAAGAAAAAUGAUAGCAAAAAUGUGUGCACCGUUAAUACUAAAGUGGAUAGCGAAAGUUAUGAUAACAUUGACGAUGUGUUAUUAUUAGAUGAUAAAAAAUCUACACUUGGAAAUCCAAAAAUUUAUUAUUGUACAAGAACGCAUAAACAAAUUACACAAGUUAUUAGAGAAUUAAGAAAAACCAAAUAUAAAUAUAUGAAAAUGUCUAUUUUGAGUAGUCGUAAACAUACAUGCAUUAAUCCGGAAAUUUCAUCAACUUCAAAUGUUACCGAUUCAUGUCAUAAUUUAUUAUUGUCCAGUGUAUGUGUUUAUGAUAUGCCACGUAAAAAAUCCGAUUUAUCUUCUGCUAUUGAUAAAUUACACCGUAAAGGACCAUGGGAUAUUGAAGAUUUAGUACAAACUUUAAUUCCAAUUCCUAGUUGUCCAUAUUAUUGUUCACGUACAUUGGCUAAAUCAGCUGAUAUUAUUUUCUGUCCAUAUGAUUACUUGUUGGAUCCAAUGAAUCGUUCUGCUACUUCUCUUGAUGUUACUAAUGAUGUGAUCAUUUUGGAUGAAGCUCAUAACAUAGAAGAUGCAUCACGUGAAGCUGCUUCAUUUACAAUAACUGAGUAUCAAUUAAAAAGUGCCAAAGAUAAUUUGGAAGGAUUAAGAACAGUUGGAUUCGAACCUCAAGCUUGUUCAACAUUAAUUACUAUGAUUGAUGGAAUAUCACGUGUUAUGCAGUUAACAUUAUCACGCCUUGUACGAGCCGGGGAAACAACACAACCAACUCAAGUAUGGACUGGACGAGAAAUUUGUGGACUUAUGUCUACUGUAGGUCUUGGACCAAGACAAUUUAUUGAACAAAGUAAUGCUUAUCAAAAAUUAUCUGCAUCUGCUACUGCAGAUAAUGAGAGUGGUGAAGAUUAUUAUCGAACUAGAAAUCGUGAUCAUCAUCAUCAGCAACAAUCUCAACUGAAACCAACCCAUAGAACAUUACAUUUUUUCAAUGCAUUAUUUACUGUAUUAAAUUUUAUGUUCAGAGAUAAUAUGUGCCAUUUAUCAGAUUAUCGUGUUGUACUUGUCGAGACAAUUGGUUAUGAAAAGCAAACAUCGAAAGAAUCAAUUACUAGCCAUAACAAUUCUUCCAUUGAAACAAAACUUGAUACAUGGAUUACCAAGAAAAAUAUCAAACCUUAUUUUACAGAAAAUAAAGAAUUAUCAUUAAAUUUUUGGUGUUUAAAUCCAUCAAUCAUAUUUUCACAAUUAUCUUCAUUGGCACAUUGUAUUAUUUUAAUGAGUGGUACAUUAUCACCAUUGAAUUCAUUAGAAGCUGAAUUGAAUGUUUCAUUUCCAUUACGUUUAGAAGCAAAUCAUGUUAUAUCAAAUGAUCGUCUAUUAGUUACAGCCUUAUCACAUGGUCCUAAUGGUCAACGUCUAUGUGCUACAUAUCAAUAUCAAAGCACUUAUAUAUUUCAAGAUGAAAUUGGUGCCAUUAUAAUGAAAGCAUGUAGUAUAGUACCUGGUGGUGUAUUAUGCUUUUUACCAUCGUAUAGUUUGCUGAAUAAAUUAAUACAAAGAUGGGAGUUAACUGGAUUAUUGAAUCAGUUGAACAUGAUCAAACAUGUUAUGAUUGAACCGAGAUCAUCUGUUGGUUUAGAUGAUUGGCUUGAAGAGUUUUAUACUUCAAUAAAUCAAAGUAUUUCACGUGAUAAAUUGAAAUCAAGACGAAAGUCGAAUAAUACUAAUCAUAAUGAUUCUCUACUAUCUACUACAUCAAACAAAGAUUCCGUUAUAUCAACUCAAUCUGGUUCAAUUAUAUUUGCAGUAUGUCGUGGUAAAGUUAGUGAAGGAUUGGAUUUUGCUGAUUCGUAUGCACGUUUAGUAAUUGCUAUUGGAAUACCAUAUCCAGCAUUUACAAAUCCUCAAGUUCAACAAAAACGUGAAUUCAACGAUACACUUCAUAAAGCUUCUUCAGCUAAACUAAUCUGUACCAAUAAUAAUAACAAUAAUAAUAAUAAUAAUAAUAAUAAUAAUAAUAAUAAUAAUCCUUUACAAUCAACUACUUCAUCAGUGCCUGAUUCUUCUGUACAAGAACAACCGAAAAAAAUUGUACUCAGUGGAUCUGAAUGGUAUGAUGCACAAGCGUAUAGAGCAUUAAAUCAAGCAUUAGGUCGAUGUAUACGACAUGCAAAUGAUUGGGGUUCAAUUAUAUUGAUUGAUGCACGUUUUGUAGAACAAUCAUCUCGGUAUAUGUGUGGUAUUAGUCGUUGGAUUCGUUCAAGAGUAAAUUAUCAUCAUACAUGGAAUAGUUUGGAAUGUCAACUUCAAUCAUUCAUUCAAUCUCAUGUAAUACAUGAAAAAGUUGACAAACAAUUAAAUGAUGAUUUAGCUGAGAUUUUCAGUUGAAAAAAUCAAUUGACACCUGUUAUGCAUUGUACAUAUUAUCAUCCUCAUCAUCCUACACAUGUAGAUGUUAUAUAUAGUAGUACCACUAUGAUUCACAAUAUUGUCAACUUGUUAUUAUUGCCUUCUCUCUCUGUGUCUGUGUAUCUGUACAAAUUAAAAUGAUCAUAGUGUGUAUAUUAUUCAAUGAAAAUUGUAUUUAUGUAUAUCUGUAUGCGUAAAAUGUCUUUAACACAUAAAC
Messenger RNA from Schistosoma turkestanicum, 2847 nucleotides. NCBI's taxonomy places the organism in Eukaryota, Metazoa, Platyhelminthes, Trematoda, Strigeidida, Schistosomatidae. The record is from the annotation of a GenBank genome assembly.